This is a messenger RNA of Pistacia vera, 769 nucleotides long. RefSeq lists its product as uncharacterized. Lineage: Eukaryota; Viridiplantae; Streptophyta; Magnoliopsida; Sapindales; Anacardiaceae. The transcript has 4 exons. The record is from RefSeq and is a predicted model, not a curated record. The coding region runs from base 143 to 769 and encodes 208 amino acids.
CAGAUCAAGCUAAAAGGGAGUUCGAGAACGUUGGUUUAGUUGAACUCGAAGCCUUAAACCAAGCCACCCCAAACCCGCCACCCGCUUUAUCAUUUCGCUUCUCCUCUCUUCUCUGCAGAAGCAGCUUUCUAAGCGCCCUUCCAUGGGCUCGACUUCUACCACCUCUCUCUAUUCUAAUCCCAAGUCCUCUCUCCGCUCCCAUCCUUUUCCAAACACCACUGCCUCCUUUUAUCAUUCUCACAAUGCGCCCCGUCCUAUUACGGUGCUGUUCAAUGGCAGGAAAAGGUGUUUCAGGUUUAGGCGUUUGGUUGUAGCGGUUGCCUCUGGGGCCGAGGGAGGCCCGAGACGGUCAACUACCGGCCGAAGAGUGUAUAGACAGUCUCAGAGUGAGAGCGCUUUGACUAGUGCUCCGGUCAAACAAAUUGCCUCAUUUGUUGUGCCUGCCGUCGUGUUUGUCGCUGGUACUUUUGUUCUAUGGAAAUUGGUGGAGAAAAUCCUUAUGCCUAAACCACAACGACCUUCAUCAGGAGAGAAUAAACCUCCUGCGGAAGCAGCAGAAGGAAUUAAAUGGUCUGUUGCUCCAGGAACGAAUUUGCUAUCAGGUUUCACUGCUAAGUUAUUCAGAGAAUCAAAGCAAACACUCAAUGAAUUUGCAAAAGAGCUCAGGUCAUUCAGAAGUGUUGACAUGUCAGGACGCAACUUUGGAGAUGAGGGACUAUUUUUUCUUGCAGAAAGCUUAGGGUACAAUCAGCUUAUACUGGAAAGCUGA